GGCAAAAGCACUCAAACAACCGGCAUUCGAUCCAUGCGCCGUCGACUCCGUCAUACAUACAAUUUUCCUGUCCUUUCUCGACUUUUUUGCUUUCGGUUCUUCUCUUGCCAUCUACCAUUGCACCUACAUCGGAGCUUUAUCAUACUCCAAACACCUUUCGUAUCCAUUGUUAUUGCUAGUCUUCUUGACACAGACCUUUUAAUCACACAAAAUGGCCAAGGGAGACGACGGAUUCAAGGACGGUAAGUGCUUCUCAAUUCACUGUGCCAUCCUAGCUUCGCAGCAGCUUCACUACCCUCGGUUGAAACCUCAAUCACUGCGGCUUCACUAGGCUCAUCGUUAACAAUGCCUUCGGGGUCCAACCUGGCAUGGCGCACCUCGUCCGACUACCGGUCGACCUCCUUCUGCCGGACCUUUGCCUGGCCACAUAAACACCUUCCUCAAAGCAUGAGCACGCGAACAUCAAGCCAAGCCAGCUUGCCGUAUUGAUAACAUGCCUAUCUGGGAGUCCGCAUUCGCUCCGCAAGAGCUUGCAGAUGCAACCUGGGUGCCGCCGAGACGAGAAGCUGCUGCGAAGGACACUACAGAGCGAGAUGGUCAGGACAAGGGCUUACAAUACCCCCCAGGUGACGCUAAGAAGGGUGCCAACCUCUUCAAAACGAGAUGCGCUCAAUGCCACACCGUUGUCGAGUCAGAAGGCAACAAGAUCGGUCCUAACCUACACGGUCUUUUCGGUCGCCACACUGGCUCAGUCGAAGGUUUCUCCUACACAGAUGCCAACAAGCAAAAGGGCAUCGAAUGGAACGAGAACACUUUGUAUGAAUACCUGGAAAACCCAAAGAAAUACAUUCCGGGCACCAAGAUGGCCUUCGGUGGUCUCAAGAAGGGCAAGGACCGAAAUGAUCUGAUCACCUGGUUGCGCGAGGAGACCAAGAAAUAAACGCAAUCCUCCCUGUCCUCUGCCAAUCACCAGGCGAACCCGGUUGUGGCUCAAUCUCUUUGUUUUUGCGGCGGAAAGGUCGGCUGCUGUAUCAUCAAAGACGGCGAAGGCGCACAUUUACCUAAUCAGAUCAUUGGAUUCGGAAUUUGCACUUGCAUACCGAGACUUCGAUGAGGAACCCCGGAGAAGCCGGGUAGAAGAAGCUCUACUGUACAUAACCUCCCUUGUUUCCUUCUAGGCGUACCUGCGUUCUCGCAUGCGACAAGGCAGAAUAGCUGCGAAGGACACACUAUCAAGCAACUACCUCUCUGCUCAAAGCAUACUUCCGUCAUUUCACUUGCGCAGGUACCAUCUUCAUCCCCAACUGCCAGUCCCGUUUGGAACACUCUCGGACAAAAAGGCUGAUAAGCGAGAGAUGGCCCUCUGGUCUGCCGGUACCUCCAAUGACUGCGUUUAGAGAAUCUAGAGACGCGACCUUCCGGCCGCCCUUGCAUCAGGAA
This is a messenger RNA of Exophiala xenobiotica, 1440 nucleotides long. Its product is annotated as cytochrome c. The transcript has 3 exons. Gene Ontology annotation, molecular function: heme binding; electron transfer activity. NCBI's taxonomy places the organism in Eukaryota, Fungi, Ascomycota, Eurotiomycetes, Chaetothyriales, Herpotrichiellaceae. The coding region runs from base 494 to 940 and encodes 148 amino acids. Gene Ontology annotation, biological process: mitochondrial electron transport, cytochrome c to oxygen; mitochondrial electron transport, ubiquinol to cytochrome c. Gene Ontology annotation, cellular component: mitochondrial intermembrane space. The record is from RefSeq and is a predicted model, not a curated record.